Molecule: messenger RNA, 2768 nt
Organism: Cinara cedri
Lineage: Eukaryota; Metazoa; Arthropoda; Insecta; Hemiptera; Aphididae
Source: the annotation of a GenBank genome assembly
AUGCCGGGCGGAAGCAGCAGCGACGGCGGCGGCAGUGGCAACGGCGCCGGCGGCAGCGGCCACAAGAACAGCCAGCAGCACCGGUUGGAGGCCACCAUGACCAUGUUGCGCAGGAGGAGCCGGAACAACAGGGGCAGGUUGGUGCGAUGGGAGCGCGUGUCCGAGUGGACCGGCACCACGCACGUGACCGCCUGGGACGUGAUCGUCCGCGACUCGCUGUUGCACAUCGCGUGGCCAAUGUCCCUGGGAGCCGAACCGGUCGGACCGCCACUGGACCAGUUGUACAUCACCGGGUAAGUGCAGAUUAUUUGCCACGUAAUAAAACAUAGGCUGGAACGUUGAUAUUUUGAUGGACAAUCACGUCCAGAAUAGGUAUGAUAGUUGUUAUUGUUUGAAAACUAAACACGAGAUAACCGAAUGCGAUCUGAUCGAUUAUUGUCAGUAGGUUAUUGGACAAUCGUGGAAAACAAAAGUGACAGAAAUCAAUACAAACAAUUGACACCUGAUUUUUUGGAAAUCUAAAUUAUCAGAAAGAAAUGCUUUUAUGUAAUUUAACAAAUAAAUAUAAUUUAUUAUACAGGGUCUUUACGAUUCCGUGCUACAGUCAAUUUGUCCGUGGCAAAAUAAAUUUUUACGUUAAUCAAGUAUGAAAUUUUGUUCUGUUUGUGCAGAUUUGAUGGUUUUGAAAUCGGGAUUCCAAAAUUUUGGUAUUGGAAUAAAUUAGCGUUUUGAAUGCAAUUACAGUUAGGUCAUAAUUGUUUUUUUUUUUUUGGUAAAUUUGAAAUUCGGUACACAGAUAUGCUUCUGGAUUAGUAUGUAUUUCUGUGAAACAGUUUUCUUAGGAUAGGUUUGCCCUUUAUUUAUGGCUUAGAUGUUUUACAAAAUUAGAAUAAUUGUUUGCUAUGCGAAUUGCUAUUAUUGACUUUGGUUUCAUUUCGAUAUUAUUGAUUGUAGUUAGAUAAUGUUUGGAAAACUAAUUUGUUACGGAAUCCUAGAAGAGCUCCAGCAAGUAAAUUAUAGCUAUACGAGUAGGUUUUUAAUAGGGAGACACGGACAAAUAUUGGGUGACGGAAUCGUUUUCUUUUUCGAUCCCGAAUUCGGAUACGUGCAGAUAAAAAGAAACAUUUUUUGCGUGAAUAAACGUACACCUACGAUGUGUGUAUAUCUAACAUCCAUACCGUAGCCUAUUUUUUUUUUAUCCGAGAGAAUACCUACAGAAACCAAAUUAUUCUGGUUUCUUCUAAUUUAUUUUAUUUAAUAUCUCGUGUUACAUGAAAAAAUAUUGAAACGCCUUUUGAACAUUGUUAUUUUUUCAGAUUGUAGUUAGAAAUUCUCUAAACCACAGAACAAUUAUUUGAUUGUAGUGCCUUCGAUCGAUGAAAACGUUAAUUUUACAUUGUAUUGAUAAAAAGCAAAACAUAUUAAUAUUAAUACCAUUCUUGUUAAUUAGCAAAAUACAUUAUGUAACAAUUAUUCAAAGUAUGUAUACACUAAACUCCUACGUAAUAACGUUGUACUACGGCCGAUCAAAUUAAGAAUCCGAGUAAGCCGAGAAUCAAAUAUUGCCGAAUACCUAUUGAUAUAAAGAAAAAUACAAACAUUUUUAUUUUGAAUUACUUAAAAUCCGAUUUAAGUAUGUAGUAUUAUUUGAUACCAUAUCAUACAAUAUUAAAAAAAAAAAAAAAAAAUACAAGUAUUAAAAUUCAGUAUAUGAUGCCACCGUACACGAAGAGGAUAAUAUAUUCUAGGACUUGUUGAUGUUCAAUAUCAAUAGACGUUAAAAUCUUUUCACGUGAUAUUCGUGUAAACACGAUCAACACGUAUGGUAAAGUAUAGGUAGAUAUUUUGUUCGAUUUAUACGUACUGUUUAUUAUUUUGUUUGAAAUUGACAAAACGCGGGAUGAUUUCGAACGCAUGAAAAGUGCCAAAAAUUUAUCUAAAAAUCGUAGUCAUAAUACCAAUCAUACAACUCAGAAACCUAAAAAAAUCUACAAAUGUUGUAAAAAACCAUGAGUACAUGAAAAGCGACAAAAGCGUUUGAGUUACACAAAAGUACAAUUAGUUAUAGAAAAAAAAAAAAACAGAUUAAACAUAAAAUAAUGUCGUUAACAAAUUUAUGUUGGCCGAAAGAUGUUGAAGAAGAAAAUAAAUCGGUGAAAAGCUAUUCAAAUCCAUGAAAUGGGGAUUUUCUAUGGAAAGUAAAAAUCUUCAAAUAGUGGUAAAAUCUUCCUUAGGUAGACAAGAUGACCGUAGGUCUUUUACAAAAUUUAAAAAACAGACACAUGGAAUUUGGUAAAAUGGUUUUUAAAAAGAAAUCUUUCACUAACUUUGACACUAUGUGCCGAUUUUCGAAGAAGGUUUUUUCCACUAUAUUUCCUACUGCAUGCAAAUAUUUAGACGGACCUAAAGUUAUCAUAGGUGAUAUUUACCGAGUCAUUUUCCCCUAAAAUCUUAAAAUUACGUGAAAUGCAUUAUGCAAAAUGUGUAUUAUGCCCAACAAAUACUACGCACCUUUGUCAACCCUCAGAUGUUUCUGUUUUUAAACCUUUAGAACGAGCCUAGAUACCUAUUUUAGAUAACUGGAAAAAAAAACAAACAUCUGGUUUAUUACCUAAAUUAUGUUAUAUUUUAGACUUCUUAAAUCUACAUUAAACAAAUUAAACACAAACAUGUCUGAUAAUAAAAUUUACGUGUUUAGAGCAACAGGUUUCUCUCCAUUUGAACCUCAAAAAGUCAUUGAUAAGCUUCCUAAGAAAUAUCAAAGAUAA